Molecule: messenger RNA, 2017 nt
Organism: Numida meleagris (helmeted guineafowl)
Lineage: Eukaryota; Metazoa; Chordata; Aves; Galliformes; Numididae
Gene: TRIT1
Product: tRNA isopentenyltransferase 1
Exons: 12
Coding region: 20-1540 (506 amino acids)
Biological process (GO): tRNA modification
Cellular component (GO): mitochondrion
Molecular function (GO): tRNA dimethylallyltransferase activity; ATP binding
Source: RefSeq, a predicted model, not a curated record
GCCCCGCCCGCCCGUUUCUAUGGCAGCCUCCGGGCCGGGCCGGGUCAUGGCGGCGGCGGCGGCGUUGUGCAUGGGCCGGGCCUCGCCGCCGCGGCCGCUCGUGGUGAUCCUGGGCGCUACCGGCACCGGGAAGUCGGCGCUGGCCGUGCAGCUGGGGCUGCGCCUUGGCGGGGAGAUCGUCAGCGCCGACUCCAUGCAGCACCGCCGUCUUUGCCCUUCGUGCUGCACUUGGUCACGCCCACCUUCUGCUUUCCUGCACUGGGCUGCUGGCACUGGUCUCAGUGGUUCUCUUCUGCAGGGCUGGAUUUGUAAGCGUUCCGUCUUUCGUUUAAAACAGGUGUACAAAGGCUUGGACAUCAUCACAAACAAGGUUUCUCCCCAGGAGCAGCGCCUGUGUAGACACCACAUGAUCAGCUUUGUGGAUCCUCUCAUCUCCAACUACACAGUUGUGGAUUUCAGAGACAAAGCUGUGGCUCUGAUUGAAGAUAUCUUUGCCCGAGACAAGAUCCCGAUUGUUGUGGGAGGAACCAACUACUACAUCGAGUCCUUGCUCUGGAAGGUCCUUGUCAACACCAAGGAGAAGUCCAGCCUGGUGUCUGGCACGGUCACCGACAGGAAAGUGGAGCUGGAGCAGCUGGACGCUGUUGAUCUCCAUCGCCGCCUGAGCCAGGUAGACCCAGAGAUGGCAGCCAAGCUGCACCCCAAUGACAAGCGCAAAGUGGCCAGGAGCCUCCAAGUAUUUGAAGAGACGGGGAUCCCCCACAGUGAAAUCUUGCAACAACAGCAGGAGGAGGAAGGUGGGGGGCCUUUAGGGGGGCCCCUGAAAUACCCACACUCUUGUAUCUUGUGGCUUCAUGCAGACCAGGCAGCUCUGGACCGACGGCUGGAGCAGAGGGUAGAUGAUAUGCUGGCUGCAGGGCUGCUAGAAGAGCUGCGGGACUUCCACCAACGCUACAAUCAAGAAAAGGUGACCGAAAACCGGCAGGAUUAUCAGCAUGGCAUCUUCCAGUCCAUUGGUUUCAAGGAGUUUCAUGAGUACCUCGUCAGUGAGGGGAAUUGCUCACCUGAGACCAGUGCCCUGCUACUGCAAAAAGGGAUCCAGGCCCUGAAACAGGUGAGCAAGAGAUACGCCCGGAGGCAGAACAAAUGGGUCCGAAACCGCUUCCUGAAACGUCCUGGCCCCAACGUGCCCCCAGUAUAUGGCUUGGAGGUGUCUGAUGUCUUGCGGUGGGAAGAAGAUGUGCUGAAACCUGCUCUGGAGAUUGUGGAGAGCUUCAUCCAGGGACGCAAGCCACCUGUGGAGCCUGUAAAGAUGGAGUGCGAUGUAAACGAGAACAAACGGAGCCAUCGUGUGUGCGAGCUCUGCGACAGAAUCAUUAUCGGGGACAGGGAGUGGGCAGCUCACACACAAUCCAAAGCUCACCUGCACCACCUGAAGAAGAGAAGGAAGCUGGAGGCUGCUGGACAUGCUGCAGACACAGCGAGGGACAGCAGAAGUGUGGAGGCCUCGGGCAAGGACAACAGCAUGCCUUUGCCGUAGGCUUAUGAAUGGGGAGCAGCUGUGCUUCCUCCUGGACAGGGAGGAAAGGCUGAGUCCUGGGUGGCCUUGACCCAAACGAGCUGAGUCAUUUUUUGGGGAUGAGGCAGGUGUGUGAGUGACAGCCAAAUGGCCGUGGGCUGUGUCAGUGCCUCUUCAUGUGGCCUCAUCUUGCCGUGUUCCAUGCUGCUCCUGCCCUGCCUGCACAGGGCUGGGCCCCGGGGCAAGGCUGCUGGGGCAUCCUCCUGUGCCCAGUGUUUGCUCCUGCCACAGGCUCAGCAUUAUCCCUGGAAAGGUGGAGCCUCUCCCCCUGGCAUGUGAACGUGAUGUUCUCAGAGACAGAAGUACUGCGCUCCUUCAGCUUGGCCAGGAGUGCAGCUCAGGGGCUGAGUGAGCUCUCACUGCCUUUUUGUGGAGAGGAUAUUUUUUUGAAUUUAUAUGGAAAUAAAGUACAAGAUUUCUGUGGAUUCCCCUGCCUUA